Messenger RNA from Umbelopsis ramanniana AG, 588 nucleotides. RefSeq lists its product as uncharacterized. NCBI's taxonomy places the organism in Eukaryota, Fungi, Mucoromycota, Umbelopsidomycetes, Umbelopsidales, Umbelopsidaceae. The transcript is spliced from 5 exons. Gene Ontology annotation, cellular component: ESCRT III complex; multivesicular body. The record is from RefSeq and is a predicted model, not a curated record. The coding region runs from base 34 to 582 and encodes 182 amino acids. Gene Ontology annotation, biological process: endosome transport via multivesicular body sorting pathway; late endosome to vacuole transport; protein transport.
GCCCUCUUCUCUUGGCUUGAUCAACAGACAAUUAUGGAGCCAUUAAAAUCUUUUUUCACAAAACCUUCACCCAAAGAGGAAUUGCGAAAAAGUCAGCGUGAUUUCCGAUCGGUGCAAAGGGAUUUGAAACGGGAUCAACUUCAACUUCAACGACAAGAAAGUCAGUUAGAAGCAGAAAUCAAACGGGCCGCUCGGCAAGGAAAUACCACUCUGGCGAAGUCUCUUGCUAAGCAACUCAUACAAGUUCGUAACCAAAAGACAAAGAAUCAAAAGGUCGAGUCUCAGAUAUCCGGGAUGUCUCAUCGGACUACCGCUAUGCAGAGCAACAUUGCAAUGGGUAAUGCCAUGAGUGGGGCUACCAAGGCAAUGGCUGCGACUAGCAAGGUCAUGGAUCCAGCGCAAAUUCAGAAGACUAUGAUGGAGUUUCAAAAACAGUCCCUUCAUGCUGAUAUGACGGCAGAAAUGAUGGACGAUACUUUGGAAGACGUCUUGGGUGAAGAAGAUGACGAAGAGGAGUCGGAGGACAUUAUGAAUCAAGUAAGUUACAACCAGCUUAACCGUUGGCUACAACAACAUCGCUAACUGAGA